CCGGGUGUCGGGGCCGCGGCGGCGGAGCUCUGUCGGGAGCCCUUCCCAAGGCCCCGCACCGAGAGGCUGGGAGGGAGAGCCGGGACCGCCGGCAAAGCCUCCCGGUCGCUCCUGCCGGCCAGGCCCCCUUCCGCGGAGCCGUGUCCCUGCAGGAGGCGGCGCUCCGACCCGUGCUGAGCGAGUUUGCAGAGAAGCUGAAACGCUGUAGUGUACCACUGAGCAGGACAAGUCAGGAAUGAGCCAGACUUGGGAAGGAGGACCUGCCAUCCUAGCUGGAGACAUCUGAAGAGAGGACAUUUCAGUCUUGUGGCAUGCUUCAGUAGAAAUUACUAAGAAAAAGAUGGCUGGCUGUGGUGAAAUAGAUCAUUCGAUCAACAUGCUUCCCACAAAUAGGAAAACAAAUGAGUCAUGUACCAAUUCAGCACCUUCCUUGCAAGUCCCUGAAUGUGCUAUCUGUCUGCAAACAUGUGUCCAUCCAGUGAGUCUGCCCUGUAAACAUGUUUUCUGCUAUCUGUGUGUUAAGGGCGCUUCUUGGCUUGGGAAACGAUGUGCACUCUGCCGGCAGGAGAUUCCUGAGGAUUUCCUUGACAAGCCAACCUUAUUGUCACCUGAAGAACUCAAAGCAGCAAGCAGAGGCAAUGGAGAAUAUGCUUGGUACUAUGAAGGUAGAAAUGGCUGGUGGCAGUAUGAUGAACGUACCAGCAGAGAGUUGGAAGAUGCCUUUUCCAAGGGUAAAAAGAGCACUGAAAUGCUAAUUGCUGGUUUUUUAUACGUGGCAGACCUUGAAAAUAUGGUUCAGUACAGGAGAAAUGAGCAUGGACGUCGCAGAAAAAUAAAACGGGACAUAAUAGAUAUACCAAAGAAGGGAGUGGCUGGGCUGAGGCUGGACUGUGACACCAACACUGUCAACCUGGCACGAGAGAGCUCCGCUGACGGCGCGGACAGCACACUGACUCCAGGGGCUGCAGCUGUGCAGCCUCUUGCAUCCAUUUCUGUGAGGCCCCUACCAGCACUAGAUGGUCAGCUCGUGAGCCCUUCGACGCCAUCACCUGAUGCAAGCAAUUCUCUAGAGAACUCUUUUGCCCAGUUGCAAAUAAAUGGAGACAGUAUGGCUGAAAGGAGUCACAGGGGAGAGGGAGAAGAAGACCACGAAUCAUCAUCCUCUGGUAGGGUGCCAGCCCCUGACACCUCUGUUGAGGAGACCGAAUCAGAUGCCAGCAGCGACAGCGAGGAUGUGUCUGCCCACCUUCAGCAACACCUGACCUCUGGUCAGCAGAGACACUUUAGUGCUGGUGCAAGCCAGGCAGGAGCAGAUAGACCAGGGGCAGGGGGUGGGGUGGCAAACACAAGUGUAAGAUCUAGAAGGCCAGAUGGACAGUGCACAGUCACUGAAGUUUAAAUCUAGAGCCAUGCGAAGAAAAAAUACUCAGUUGUAAUUUUCUGUAAAUUUUCUGUCCACAUUGGCAUUGCACUCAAACCUAGCAGCGUGUUUGGUGGGAGGGUGGGGUGAAGGGGAGAAAACAGAUUUGGCCUGUUUUAACUUAAGUCUUUUAACAUGUCUCAGCUGGAAGACUCUUUAACUCUAGGAAACUGGGUUGUUAAUGGUUUGAAAGCUGUUUAGCAAUGCCCAGUUUUCUUGAAAAUGUCUUGUGUUUAUUUUGUAGCAUUUUCCCCUUGAAGAUACUCUAUCCCUUUUUGGCCAAUGUAUAUCUACUGUACAACUUGAAUUGUCUUCAUUAUCUGACUGUUGCAUUAAGUGUCUUACUACUUUCUGCAUGGAUUGAUGUACGAAAAGAACACUAAAGCUAUGUGGAAUCAGGCAAGGUGUUGGGUGUGAGCAGGAUGCUUAAUUUAAUGUGAGAAAAUAGAUGUGAGUUUGGAGUUAAAAUGUGCUUUUACUAGACAAGAGCAAUCAUUUACCUUCUUUCAAUGGAAAUGUAAAAAUGCUGUUAACUUGUGUUGCAAAUCCUUACCUUUGCACUCUCCAUGGCUUUUUCACUGGCUUUGCCAUCUAGUCCUUGUAGUUUUGUUUAUUGAGAUCUUUCUUGAUCUGUCUUGUUUUUGUUACAGAAUUUAUAAUUUAAUAAAACUACAUUUUAUCAGUAACAAUCUCA
This is a messenger RNA of Serinus canaria (Common canary), 2114 nucleotides long. RefSeq names its product ring finger protein 146 (gene RNF146). The transcript is spliced from 3 exons. The record is from RefSeq and is a predicted model, not a curated record. Gene Ontology annotation, molecular function: ubiquitin protein ligase activity; zinc ion binding; poly-ADP-D-ribose binding. Gene Ontology annotation, biological process: ubiquitin-dependent protein catabolic process; Wnt signaling pathway. Gene Ontology annotation, cellular component: cytoplasm; nucleus. Lineage: Eukaryota; Metazoa; Chordata; Aves; Passeriformes; Fringillidae. Bases 341 to 1399 code for a protein of 352 amino acids.